AUGAUAGGAGAGCGAGUUAUCAUUGACAAAAAUGAUCAGUUUCCUGUUGGCAUGCGAGUUUUGGCCGUUGACGAUGACCCAACUUGCCUUUUACUACUUCAGACCUUGCUUCGUAGAUGCCAGUACAAUGUUACCACAACAGGUCACGCUAUCACAGCAUUGAAAUUGUUGAGAGAAAACAAGGAAGAGUUUGAUUUGGUUAUCAGUGAUGUCCAUAUGCCCGACAUGGAUGGUUUUAAGUUACUCGAGCUUGUGGGGCUUGAGAUGGACCUGCCCGUCAUAAUGUUGUCUGCAAAUGGUGAUACCAAGCUUGUCAUGAAAGGGAUUACACAUGGGGCUUGUGAUUAUUUGUUGAAACCUGUUCGAAUAGAGGAGCUGCAAAAUAUAUGGCAACAUGUGAUCAGGAGGAAGAAAGUCUGGUCUAAAUCUGGCAGCAUAGACAAGCCUCUUAUUGACGGUGAUGAUGCUGGGGACCAGAAUGAAGAUGAGGAUGAGGAGUGUGAUGAAAGUGGGCAUGAUAACGAGGUGUCCCAAAAGAAACCUCGUGUUGUUUGGUCAGGGGAGUUGCAUCGUAAAUUCAUUGCAGCAGUUAAUGAGUUGGGAAUUGACGAGGCUGUACCUAAAAAGAUACUAGAGUUGAUGAAUGUUGAAAAUCUUACCAGAGAAAAUGUUGCCAGCCAUUCCAGGCACUAUUUUUUGUGGUUGCAGAAAUUUAGGCUGUACCUAAAGAAAAUGUUGCCAAUGUCAUUGGAACUCAAUGAACUACAAAAUAACAGGGUUGUUAGCCGCAUUGUGCAGCUACCAUCUGUUGAUGAUACAACUGUUUUUCCUGUUUCUGGCAGUCUAAUGGUUUCAGGAUGCUAUGGCAAUUCACAGUUUGGUGUUACAAACAGCCCCUUAAUUUUAGAAGGAAGCUCUCAGCUGGCGUCUUUACAUGCUAGUAAUUUGGGAGGCAGUGUUUCUGCAAUGGGAUUCCAGGAUGGGACUACUUCAUCCGACUUUACUUCCAUAGCUCCUCCUCCCAAUCAAUUGCAGGAUUCGAAAGCAGAUAUACAUGGCCAUGCAUCCACAAUCCUCUGUAAUUCAGGACAAGUAGUCAGAAACAUGGGCCAAUUAUUGGAUCAAAAUAACCCAAUUUUCAACAGAAACAUGAGUCUUUAUUCUGUCAAACCAUCGAAUUUUGUUGAUCCAUUAUCCAUCAAUUAUAAUAAAGGUGAAAACUUGUCUACGGAGCCAUCAGUUAUUGAAAGGGAAGGGUAUCUUAUGGUCCAACCUAGGGCACAGGGAAGCUAUAAUAUUGGCUCAUUGGAAGAUCUGGCAAGUGCAAUGAUGAAACGGGGCCAAGAUAAAGCCGAAGCGACAGAGUGA
This is a messenger RNA of Hibiscus syriacus, 1368 nucleotides long. RefSeq names its product two-component response regulator ORR22-like. The record is from RefSeq and is a predicted model, not a curated record. Gene Ontology annotation, molecular function: DNA-binding transcription factor activity; DNA binding. NCBI's taxonomy places the organism in Eukaryota, Viridiplantae, Streptophyta, Magnoliopsida, Malvales, Malvaceae. Gene Ontology annotation, biological process: phosphorelay signal transduction system; cytokinin-activated signaling pathway.